AUGCUCUCCCAGCAGAUAAUACAGGACAAACUUUCCGCGGCGAUCGCGGAUAUUCACAACAUCAUCAUUACAGAUACAUCAAACGGUUGUGGCCAGUCUUUCGAUGUGAUUGUGGUGAGUGAUACCUUCAAGGGUAAAAACAAGCUACAGAGGUGUCGAUUGGUGAAUAGUGCGUUGAAAGAAGAGGUAGCCCAGAUUCAUGCGUUCGGGUCAAAGUGCUUGACACUCGAAGAAUGGAAAAAAUUGGUCGUGUAA
Messenger RNA from Lachancea lanzarotensis, 255 nucleotides. It is a transcript of the gene BOL2, whose product is annotated as LALA0S06e07514g1_1. Gene Ontology annotation, molecular function: 2 iron, 2 sulfur cluster binding. Bases 1 to 255 code for a protein of 84 amino acids. The transcript has a single exon. Gene Ontology annotation, cellular component: nucleus; cytosol. Gene Ontology annotation, biological process: intracellular iron ion homeostasis. NCBI's taxonomy places the organism in Eukaryota, Fungi, Ascomycota, Saccharomycetes, Saccharomycetales, Saccharomycetaceae. The record is from RefSeq and is a predicted model, not a curated record.